AUGGCCGACGAUUCUUUCCUGCACCUCGCACGCCCGCUGGCUCCCGUCUCUGUGGGGACCGCUCCCACCACUGCCCCUCUGAAUGUGGUGAUCCAGCCCCAGGCUGUCUUCUCCAUUCUCGACCACUCACUUCGCCGCAAUGCCGACCAGGAACGUGUCAUUGGUACUCUGUUGGGAACACGAUCGGAAGAUGGAGGCGAGGUUGAAGUGCGCUCCGCGUUCGCUGUGGGCCACUCCGAGGCUGAGGACCAGGUCGAGGUCGAUAUGGAAUACCACAAGCAGAUGCUGGCUUUGCACUUGAAGGCCAACCCGCGCGAGGUUCUUGUCGGCUGGUACGCCACUGCUUCUGAGCUUAACACUUUCUCCGCCUUGAUCCAGAACUUCUACAGUGGUCAGGGUGAUGGCACAUGGCCCCACCCCGCCGUGCACUUGACUGUGUCAACCGAGCCCGGCAAGGAUCUUGAGACUCGCGCCUACAUCUCCGCUCCCGUUGGUGUCACCGCUGAGCGGGCCGCCGACAGCGCCGCUUUCAUCCCCGUCCCCUACGAACUCCGAUACGGUGAGGCCGACAAGAGCGGUCUCGAGGCCAUUGCCAAUGCUAAGGAAUCUGAGGAGCGAACCACUUCCCUCGCCACCGAUGUUGAAGCUUUGGAGCGUGCUAUUGAGGAGGUUAUCAGCAUGAUUGACCGCGUCUCACGAUAUGUCGAAUCCGUUAUUGACGAGGAGGCUCCUGCUUCCACUGCUAUGGGCCAGUUCUUGCUGAAUGCUCUUGCUCUCGCCCCCAAGGUUGAGCCUGCUGAUAUUGAGCGUGACUUCAACAACCACAUCCAGGACGUUCUCGUGGUUUCCUACCUUGCCAACACCGUCCGCACACAGAUGGAGCUGUCUAACCGGCUCGCAACCGCCCAGUUGACACUGGGUGGUGGUGAGUCUGCCAAUGCUGGCGGCGAGGGCCAGCGUAACAACAACAGCAACAACAGCAACAACAACAACAACAACAACAACCAGCGCGGUGGCAAGGGUGGUCGCAACAACAACACCAACAACAACAACCAACGCCAGGACCGUGCUCCUACCGAGGAGGCCCGCGCAUAA
Messenger RNA from Penicillium angulare, 1095 nucleotides. RefSeq names its product eukaryotic translation initiation factor 3 subunit F. Bases 1 to 1095 code for a protein of 364 amino acids. Gene Ontology annotation, cellular component: eukaryotic translation initiation factor 3 complex, eIF3m. Gene Ontology annotation, biological process: translational initiation. Gene Ontology annotation, molecular function: metallopeptidase activity; translation initiation factor activity; translation initiation factor binding. Lineage: Eukaryota; Fungi; Ascomycota; Eurotiomycetes; Eurotiales; Aspergillaceae. The transcript has 3 exons. The record is from RefSeq and is a predicted model, not a curated record.